This is a messenger RNA of Linderina pennispora, 840 nucleotides long. RefSeq lists its product as uncharacterized. Gene Ontology annotation, cellular component: mitochondrion. The coding region runs from base 201 to 617 and encodes 138 amino acids. The transcript has a single exon. Lineage: Eukaryota; Fungi; Kickxellomycota; Kickxellomycetes; Kickxellales; Kickxellaceae. Gene Ontology annotation, biological process: mitochondrial respirasome assembly. The record is from RefSeq and is a predicted model, not a curated record.
GCUUAGCCUAAGCCGGAAGCAAGGCCGUCUCUAAUCGCCUGAUGUCGGUGCAGCAAAAUUGCCCUCACGUCUGGCCAUAAUCCUCAGCCCAACUCCGCAAAAGGCCAGAUCACCCACCCCCGCGUAUCUUGUGUAUCGCAUGAACUGCAGAUAUUGUUUCCAGUACUUCCAUUACUUUGUAUUCUUCUUCUAUCGCAAUCAUGGUCCUCAACUCCUCUACCUCGGUUGUCGGACGCCUAAAGGACGAGCCGCUGGUCGCUGUCGGCACCGUGGCAACAAUAGCCGCCUUCACGUACGCAUCAAUCGGUGUCUACCGUGGCCGAUUCAAGCAGUCGCAGUGGGGCAUGCGCGGCCGCGUUGUCAUGCAAGGACUUACAGUGGCCGCCCUGGUUGGCUACGGAUUCAUGCGCAACAAGGACGUAGAGAAGACGCCUAAGCAAGAUGUCCGGCCAAUCAACUGGGAGCGCCUGGAGCGGGAGGCGCGGGCCGCCGAGCAGCAAGGCGCAGAUAAGGUCGAUCCGGCCAUCGCCAAGCUGACUGCCAGGCUGGAGAAGCAGAAGGAGGCUGCCAGUGUCUUUGCUGCCGAGCCCCAGGCCACAAAGCCCGCGGACAGCUAGGCCGCGCCUUAAUGUACCCAGCACACGCUGUUCCUUUCCUAUAAAUCCGAAUAUGCUGAAUCUGAAUAGUGACGUUUGCUAAAGGACUAUGGCGGAUCGGUGGGCAUGGCGCCUGGAUCACCGCUGCCUUUGCAAGCAGUAAGACCCAGGAGCGCCACACAUGCCCUGACAACCGCCUUGGCAGCGGUGUCUAUUGACAAUGGGGAGGGGUGCCUGCCGCCGC